Messenger RNA from Magnolia sinica, 3755 nucleotides. RefSeq names its product pentatricopeptide repeat-containing protein MRL1, chloroplastic. The transcript has 20 exons. Lineage: Eukaryota; Viridiplantae; Streptophyta; Magnoliopsida; Magnoliales; Magnoliaceae. Gene Ontology annotation, molecular function: protein binding. The record is from RefSeq and is a predicted model, not a curated record. The coding region runs from base 48 to 3566 and encodes 1172 amino acids.
UAUUACCUGUUCCUUCUUCCACCACCACUCACUCAUCAUCUCUCCUCAUGGACGUGAGCUUCUCUGCAAAACCCCAAACCUUCAUUUCAUCCUUCAUCAUCCCUCUUCCUUCUUCUUCUUCAAGAUUCUCCUCUCAUUUCUAUCAUUUUCGAACCACCGUUCUCAGAACAGAGUUCCUCGGCAGUGGCAUCCGCUGGAGGCCUCCGUCUCUCCCUUCUGGAAGGAGAUGCCGGAAAUCGGCGCUUUCCGCUCGAUCACCUCGUUUCCUCAUCAGAGCUACCUUCUAUGGAAGAUCCAUUCUCGUCGCUGUCGCAGUUGCCGUUGCCAACUUCGCCGCGCUUCGGUUAUUCUACUUGAAUUACAUGCAGUCGAAGAAAGAGGCUCCAAAGCUUUCAGGUCCCCAAGACCCUAAUAUCCUAAAAAAUCUCCCUUUUUCUAAACACACUGGAGGUGCGACAAAGUGGGGAAACAUUGAGAGUCAGAUUGAAGGUCCAGGGGAUUUCUCUUCGAAGACCUUGAUGGAGGAGAGGGAGAGGGAAGGCAUAUCUGAGGAAGCUGGUGACAAUAUUUGUAGCGAGAAAGGCCAUGCUCCUGACAAGGAAUGCAUGUUGAAGUUUCAUGCAACUGCUUUGAAACAUGAAGAAACUAUAACAGCUGAAAUUUCAGAAGAAACCGGUUCUGAAGUUCUUGCUUCAAGUUCCAGUGACACUGGUUCCCCGCUAACAAAAGAAAAUAUGGGCAUUGCUCUUCCUUCUGUGAUGCUUAGUGAGGCAGGUGUGCUGGAACUGGAAAACUCAGCAACUGAUAUGCCAGAACUUUUAUUGAGUGGUGUUCAAGAAGCUGGGAUAAACUCCAAGGUGCCUAGGGUAGUGGUUGAACCUGCUUUAAGUGGCUCUGUUGUUCCCAUGAAGGACAUGGUUGCAGAAGUUAAUCAUGAUGAUGAGCUACACCAAGGGAUGGCUGAAGAGAGUGAACUUCAAGUCUCAAACUCUAAUGGGCUCAGUGCAUUUGCGAGAGAAGAACUUCACACAUUUUAUGAAGAGAAAGAAGCUGGGGUGAGCUCUAUAUCAACCUUCUGGGGUACAAGCACAAUAUCUCCUCAUAUCUCAUUACAGAAUAACAAUAACGUUUCACUGCCGGUAGUGCCUGGAAAACUGUUGGAGGUCAAAGCAUCAGCAAACAACUUUUCUCACGCUAGAGGGGUUUUACGAGGAGAAGUGCCCCAUGCAUUUUCUAAAAACGGCUCAGCAAGUAAACGAAAAGAAUCUUUCAAAACCAGGGGCUUUUUGAGAGAUGCAAGACCCAUUGAUCAAAAUGUUAAUUGGGAUUUGUCAAGAUCUCCUCGACCAAAUGGUAUCCCUGUCAAAGGUAAAAGCGACCCAUCAGAAUUCUUGAAUACUUACAAUCGUUUGCUGAGAGAUGGAAGGUUAAUUGAUUGCAUUGAGUUGCUGGAAAGCAUGGAAAGAAAGGGAUUGUUGGAUAUGGAUAAGAUUUAUCAUGCGAGGUUUCUUAAGACAUGUAAAAGCAAAAAGGCUGUAAAAGAGGCAUUUCGUUUUGCUAAAUUGAUUAAGAAGCCAACACUUAGUACAUUUAAUAUGCUCUUGUCAGUUUGUGCCAGUUCACAAGAUUCAGAGGGAGCUUUCCGGGUGCUGCUAGUUGUCAAGAAGGCGGGACUACAAGUUGACUGCAAACUUUACACAACACUAAUAUCAACUUGUGCUAAAACUGGAAAAGUUGAUGCAAUGUUCGAAGUCUUUCACGAAAUGGUUAACGCUGGAGUAGAGCCAAAUAUUCAUACAUAUGGUGCACUGAUCGAUGGCUGUGCCAGAGCUGGGCAAGUGGCUAAAGCAUUUGGUGCCUAUGGAAUAAUGAGAUCCAAGAAAGUGAAGCCUGACAGAGUUAUAUUCAAUGCGCUCAUCACUGCAUGCGGUCAAUCGGGAGCAGUGGAUCGUGCUUUUGAUGUCUUAGCAGAGAUGAGGGCAGAGCCACAGCCUAUAGACCCUGAUCAUGUCACUGUCGGUGCUUUGAUGAAGACGUGUGUACAAGCUGGACAGAUUGAUCGUGCACGUGAGGUAUACAAAAUGAUCCAUCUAUAUAACAUCAAGGGAACGCCAGAUGUUUACACAAUUGCUGUUAAUAGCUGUAGCCAGACAGGUGAUCUGGAGUUUGCGCUCAGCGUCUACAGUGACAUGAAAAGAAAUGGCGUUGUCCCUGAUGAGAUGUUUAUUAGUGCAUUAAUAGACGUUGCAGGACAUGCUGGGAAGGUAGAUUUUGCCUUUGAAAUACUACAAGGUGCCCGAAGUCAAGGAAUACAACUUGGGAAUAUAUCAUACAGCUCAUUGAUGGGGGCCUGCAGCAAUGGAAAAAACUGGCAGAAGGCAUCAGAGUUGUAUGAGGACAUUAGGGUUCUUGAAAUGACGCCAACUGUUUCAACAUUGAAUGCUUUGAUCACUUCUUUGUGUGAUGGAGACCAACUACAGAAAUCAGUGGAGGUCCUAAUGGAAAUGAGGGAAGCAGGCGUGUGUCCAAAUGCCAUCACAUACUCCGUCCUUUUAGUAGCAUGUGAAAAGAAGGAUGAACUAGAACUUGGCUUCAAGCUUCUUUCUCAGGCCAAAGAGGAUGGUGUAUCUCCGAACCUCGUUAUGUGCAGAUGCCUGACCGGUCUGUGCUUGCGGAAGUUUGAGAAGGCUAGUUCUCUUGGCGAACCUGUUUUAUCAUUCAACUCUGGAAAACCACAGCUUGAGAAUAAAUGGACAUCAUGGGCAUUAAUGGUUUAUCGUGAAACAAUUGCAGCUGGUGUUGUACCAUCCAUGGAGGUCUUUUCACAUGUUUUGGGAUGCUUGCAGCUUCCUCAUGACACUUCUUUGAGAAAUAGACUUACCGAGAAUCUGGGUGUCAAAAGUGAAGCUUCUAGACACUCAAACUUAUGUUCGUUGCUUGAUGGAUUUGGAGAAUAUGACCCGCGUUCUUUUUCCUUACUUGAGGAAGCUGCUUCACUUGGAAUCAUUCCAUGUGUGUCAUUUAGAGAAAGUCCUAUCAUCUUUGAUGCAAGGAAACUGGAGAUUCAUACUGCCAAGGUCUACCUCCUAACAAUUUUGAAAGGUCUCAGACAUCGACUUGCUGCUGGUGCGAAAUUGCCCAAUAUAUCCAUUUUAUUACAGAUAGAAAGGACCCGGAUUAUCUCCUCUAAAGGAGAUAAAGCAGUUAACCUGGCUGGAAGGGUUGGUCAGGCAGUCAGUGCUUUGCUAAGGAGGUUGGGAGUACCCUAUCAAGGAAAAGAAUCGCUUGGGAAAAUCAGAAUAAGUGGCCUUGCCCUGAAAAGGUGGUUUCAGCCUAAGCUUGUCAAGCUAACUUCUCCAUUUGAUGGGAAACCAGCUGAAUCAAGUUCAUUGCCGACAACUUUGGCUAGAGGUAUCACCAAUCAACAGCGUAGCAUCCGUAGUAGCAACUUAUCCCUCGAAGGGAAUCAAUCACCUUCCCAGCCACCAAAAACCUGGGAAGGACACUGCGCCCAUGACCCACACUCAGAGCAGCAGCAGCAAGAGAUAUGGUUUCUUUCAUUGUAAGAUGCACAGAAGACACCCUUGACAUCUGAAAUAAAAUGAAAAAGAAGAGAAGCAAGCUAUCUAGGAUUGAACAUGAUAUUGGUUGUCAUUUCAGAUGUCGAUUAUAAAGGCAAUUAAAAAUUAGAAGUAACCAAUACAUGAAUGUUUGUGAUACUCUUCUACAGAUAAUCAAAUAAUUAUAAAGCUCAA